AUGACAGAGGGUACCAAGACCAUUCUUAUGUUCAAAGCCAAUCUUGGUAUCAAUCAGACAUUGUACAGAGUGUAUAAACGUAGUUACCCUGUGGUAUCUUCGGCAAACACAUUACCCAAAGCUGGUGGCGUGGUCACACUCGUGGGCAACUUUGGCAACAACAUCACUUCCAAGGACAUUGACAUUAAUGUCGCUCAUAACCCAUGCACCUCCAUCACAAUCAUAGGCGCGAACAACUUGACAUGUGUUGCAGGUGCAAGCACUCCUGGUCGAGCCAACCUCACAGUCACUGUCGGCCCAUACACCUUUGUCUCUGAUCAACUCGUCGUCUACACGGACGACACGACCUCACCUUGUGAUGGUGGAUGUGGCGCCGGCACCUGUCUAAGCACGGGCCAGUGUCAGUGCCCGAGCGGAAGUAGUGGUCCAAGAUGCAGCUACACCAAACCAGACAAUGGCACUGAAGGUGGCGGCGGCGUAGUCGUGCCAGGUGAGACGACCCCCUCCACCACGUUCACCUACAAGGGUGUCCAGUUUGGAUUCAUCAUACCAUCCAUCCAGGAGAUAGACAUGAUGGGCCAGGUGGUCAACGAGUAUCUGCUAGGUGGAUGGACUUUGAACAGCACAGAUGGAGAUACAGCACUUUCACUGGCUUACAUGACCCAGGUCAACACUGCCAAUGUCACCGCAACGAUCCAGCUGUUCAAGAAGGCAGCCACAGUCGAGUUUGCUGGGCUGGCCAAUCAAUACUCUGCCGACACGAUCAAGGCCAGUCUCACCAUCCUUGGAUUCCCCUUCAAGUCAUCGACCAAUACACUCAACGUUGUGAUCAAGACCACCAACACAAGAGACUCGGGCGACAUGUGCAGUCAGUCACAGGUCGAGGGACAGGGCACAUCGACACUCAGCUAUUUGGUGAUUGAGAGGAAUGGUGUGGCACUCUAUGGACGCUUCAUCAACCGAUCACUGUCGGAUGGACGACCGGCCUUCUCUGCAACCACCAUCAUCAAUCAAACCGAUAGCGAGCUAUACCUUGGCAUCACAUUGCCACAAUGUCACAACUGCAUCCUUGAUCCAGACUUCAGUGUGCUGGUCGAUCCAGUGCAGGAAAGAUCAUGUAGAUCAUCGGAUAACAAUCGCAGAUGGGUUGUGCCAGUUGCCGUUGUAGUUCCAAUCGUAGCACUAUCUCUAAUAAUCAUUGCCGUGGCCAUAUUCCUUCGAAGAUACUAUAUCAUUAGGAAUGGAAGUAAGAUACACUUUGUCACCAAGAAGAAGAAGUCAAACGAUGUCAACAUGGACAAGGACUAA
Molecule: messenger RNA, 1308 nt
Organism: Acytostelium subglobosum LB1
Lineage: Eukaryota; Evosea; Eumycetozoa; Acytosteliales; Acytosteliaceae
Exons: 1
Coding region: 1-1308 (435 amino acids)
Source: RefSeq, a predicted model, not a curated record